Molecule: messenger RNA, 846 nt
Organism: Eutrema salsugineum
Lineage: Eukaryota; Viridiplantae; Streptophyta; Magnoliopsida; Brassicales; Brassicaceae
Exons: 3
Coding region: 1-846 (281 amino acids)
Source: RefSeq, a predicted model, not a curated record
AUGCUUAAACGAUCUGCCUUUACAAAGUGGAUCUUAGACAUUGGUGAUGGAACGAUAAAUGAUGAUGGGAGUGGUGAAGCCGUGAUUGAUAUUCCUGAUGAUCUGUUGAUUAAAGACUGUAAAGAUCCUAUAAAAACGACCGUCAAAGAGAUUUAUGGGAGUUUGUUUUCGAAAGAGUCUGAUCCUAAAUUUUUUCAAGACCGUGCCAUACUGAGUCCAAGAAACGGUGAUGUAGAGAAGAUAAAUGAUUACAUGCUUUCAAAGUUGUCGGGUAUGACCUAUCUUAGUUGUGAUAGCAUUGAUACGGCUGAAGAAAAUAAAGGUGGUUCCAACAAUAUGAUUUAUACCGAGGAGUUUUUAAAUAGUAUCAAGAUGUCUGGUUUCCCUAAUCAUGUCCUGAAGUUGAGAGAGGGUACUCCUGUAAUGCUUCUAAGAAAUAUCGACCCUAAGAAUGGGUUUUGUAAUGGCACAAGACUCAUCAUUACUAAGAUGGCUAAUUAUGUUCUCCAGGCUCAGAUAAUAACAGGUAGCAAAGUUGGUGACAAAGUACUUAUUCCUAGUAUAUUCCUCUCUCCUUCGGAGAUGAAACUUCCUUUCAGGAUGAGACGCAAGCAGUUUUCUAUCACAUUAGCUUUUGCAAUGACUAUAAACAAAAGCCAAGGACAAACACUCGAAAAGGUUGGUUUGUAUCUUCCAAGGCCGGUAUUUACUCAUGGGCAACUCUAUGUCGCUGUGUCGAGGGUUACACCUAGAGAAGAUUUGAAGAUAUUGAUCACCGAUAAAGACAACAAACUACAAAGCAAAACAUUGAAUGUCGUCUACAAGGAAGUUUUUGACAAGAUAUGA